Molecule: messenger RNA, 774 nt
Organism: Zingiber officinale
Lineage: Eukaryota; Viridiplantae; Streptophyta; Magnoliopsida; Zingiberales; Zingiberaceae
Product: bidirectional sugar transporter SWEET4-like
Exons: 5
Coding region: 1-774 (257 amino acids)
Biological process (GO): carbohydrate transport
Cellular component (GO): membrane
Molecular function (GO): sugar transmembrane transporter activity
Source: RefSeq, a predicted model, not a curated record
AUGGUUUCUGAAGAUGCCAUCCGCACGGCAGUUGGAAUUCUUGGGAAUAUAAUUUCACUCGGUUUGUUCUUGUCGCCGCUGCCGACGUUUGUGAGGAUAUGCAAGAAGGGAUCUGUGGAGCAGUUCUCGGCGAUACCGUACUUGGCAACGCUGCUGAACUGCAUGAUGUGGGUGGCGUACGGGCUGCCGGCGGUGCACCCGCACAGCAUGCUGGUGAUCACGAUCAAUGGCUCCGGCCUGGUGAUCGAACUCGCCUACGUGCUGCUCUUCGUGAUCUACUCGCGAGGGGCGCAACGGGCGAGGGUGGCGUCCGCGGUGGUGGCCGAGACGGUGUUCGUCGGCGCCGUUGCGCUGCUGGUGCUGAUGCUGGCGCACACCCACGAACGCAGGUCCAUGAUCGUCGGCAUCCUCUGCGUCUGCUUCGGCACCAUGAUGUACGCCGCUCCCUUAUCCGUCAUGAAAAUGGUGAUACAGACGAAGAGCGUGGAAUACAUGCCUCUCACCUUGUCGCUUGUGUCUUUCUUCAAUGGCCUUUGUUGGACCGCCUACGCUCUCAUCCGUUUUGAUCCUUACAUCACUAUUCCAAAUGGGUUGGGCGUGAUGUUUGCGGUGGCUCAACUUGUGCUCUACGCCGUCUACUACAAAUCCACGCAGCAGCAGAUCGCCGACCGAAAGCGAAAGGUGGCGGAGACGGUGAUGACGGAGGUGGUGGCGGUCAAUGCCGAAGGCAAUAGCAAGGUUGGAAGCAUCAACCAUGAGAUUCAAAUCAAUUAA